Molecule: messenger RNA, 2088 nt
Organism: Setaria italica (foxtail millet)
Lineage: Eukaryota; Viridiplantae; Streptophyta; Magnoliopsida; Poales; Poaceae
Product: metal transporter NRAT1
Exons: 13
Coding region: 342-1973 (543 amino acids)
Biological process (GO): metal ion transport
Cellular component (GO): membrane
Molecular function (GO): manganese ion transmembrane transporter activity; cadmium ion transmembrane transporter activity
Source: RefSeq, a predicted model, not a curated record
AAUUGGAUCGUGUGGUGAGUGAAAACUGCAGUGCACGCUUUACAACAUGCUGCCUGCUAUGUUAGUCCCACCAACUCAAUUGUAACCGCAGCCAUACGUUUUCCCCAGGCAAGAGUUCAGAUCUCAAAAGCAUCUAACAGGUGAGGAAUCAGGGCAGGAACCAUGAUGGCAGCUACUCACCCAGCGUUGUACUGUACUUGACAUUUCAGUGUCUGUAUGGGGUAGUCUUCAACUCGUCUCUGGCCUAUAAAAUACAGAAGAAGAACGGGGCUGUGUUGAAAAGAGCGAGCCUCUGGCGAAGUUUCAGUGGUAGGGGUAAUACCAAUUUGCCAGUAUAGAAUAUGGAGCGGGCUCGUGAGGUGGGAGAGACUGGACGGGAAGCUCGCCAUGGUGUGCUUCAGAGUGGCAGUGACACUGGAGAUCACAAAGACAAAACUGUCGAGCUCGAAAAAGAUGAGCAAUUCCAGGGGCAGCCAAAAUGGAGGAAGUUCUUGGCUCAUGUUGGACCUGGAGCUCUUGUGGCCAUUGGCUUCCUGGAUCCUAGCAACUUGGAAACUGACAUGCAAGCUGGGGCUGACUUCAAAUAUGAGCUUCUUUGGGUGGUCUUAGUUGGAAUGAUCUUUGCACUUUUGAUCCAAACACUAGCUGCCAACCUUGGAGUAAAGACAGGGAGACAUCUUGCUGAACUCUGCAGGGAAGAGUACCCACGUUACGUCAACAUUUGCUUGUGGAUCAUCGCGGAGCUUGCAGUGAUAUCUGAUGAUAUCCCUGAAGUGUUGGGCACAGCCUUUGCAUUCAAUAUACUGCUUAAGAUUCCAGUGUGGGCUGGAGUUAUCCUCACAGUAUUCAGCACCCUCUUGCUCCUUGGGGUGCAGAGAUUCGGGGCCCGCAAAUUGGAGUUCAUUAUAGCUGCUUUCAUGUUCACCAUGGCGGCUUGCUUCUUCGGAGAGUUGAGCUACCUGAGGCCAUCCGCAAAAGAAGUCGUCAAGGGCAUGUUUGUUCCCUCGCUCCAGGGAAAGGGCGCUGCUGCUAAUGCAAUUGCCCUAUUUGGCGCUAUCAUCACACCGUACAACUUGUUCUUGCACUCUGCCCUUGUCCUCUCAAGAAAGACGCCACGAUCAGUUAAAAGCAUCAGAGCUGCUUGCAGAUACUUCCUUAUUGAGUGUAGCCUUGCAUUCAUAGUGGCAUUCCUAAUCAAUGUUUCGGUGGUCGUUGUCGCGGGAACCAUCUGCAAUGCAGACAAUCUUUCUCCAACCGAUUCAAACACGUGCAGUGACCUUACUCUGCAGUCCGCACCUAUGUUGCUCAGGAACGUUUUGGGGAGAUCGAGCUCUGUGGUGUAUGCUGUUGCACUGCUAGCUUCUGGGCAGAGCACAACGAUUAGUUGCACAUUCGCUGGGCAGGUUAUCAUGCAGGGGUUUCUGGACAUGAAGAUGAAGAACUGGGUACGGAACCUGAUCACACGAGUCAUCGCCAUUGCCCCAAGCCUCAUUGUCUCCAUUGUCAGCGGUCCGUCUGGUGCUGGCAAGUUGAUCAUCUUCUCAUCGAUGGUGCUGUCGUUUGAGAUGCCGUUCGCGCUCAUCCCUCUCCUCAAGUUCUGCAACAGCAGCAAGAAAGUAGGACCCCUCAAGGAAUCCAUCUACACGGUGGUGAUCGCGUGGAUCCUGAGCUUCGCGCUCAUCGUGGUCAACACCUACUUCCUGGUGUGGACCUACGUGGACUGGCUGGUGCACAACCACCUUCCCAAGUACGCCAACGCGCUCGUCUCCAUCGUCGUCUUCGCGCUCAUGGCUGCCUACCUCGUCUUCGUCGUCUACCUGACGUUCAGGAGGGACACGGUGUCCACGUACGUGCCGGUGUCGGAGCGGGCGCAGGGGCAGGUGGAGGCCGGCGGCGCGCAGGCCGUGGCGUCCGCCGCCGACGCCGACCAGCCGGCGCCGUUCAGGAAGGACCUGGCUGAUGCUUCCAUGUAGACUGCCUAUGCAGGUCUUGCUUCCAUGCUGAUGCUGCGUACUCGUUGUACUAUAUGUUAUGGCUGAUGUGUCCAUUGCCGUCUAUAGAGCUUGUGCUGUUGUGGUUAAUUCUUUU